UGAGAAUGCUCUAUCGACAAUCAUUGUUAUUCAAUUGUAAACACUUAACACAAAGUUUGAAAGUAUGUACUUAUAAUGAAUUUAUGAAAUAGUUUAUAGUUCGAGUUUACUACAAUAUUUGAAACAAAAAAUGGGAGAUGGAAGAAUCAAUAAUACUACCAAUUCGCGAUUAAAAAGAAGCAACUACGAAGAAGACAGAGCUUUUAAAGAUGAACCUCCAGUUAAAACUCAGCGUAUGUUUUCACCUUUAUAUGAAGACCAAGGGACUGGUAUAAUACCAUCCUAUGAAAAUGCAGAUGUUAGUGAAGACAAUUACAAAAACAUCCCUGCAAUAUCUACCUUAAAGAAAUUACAAGUGUUAGAAUGCAGAGACAAAUUUUUGCGAGCAUCUGCUACCCAACCAACAAUAGAUGUUAAUGUGGAUGAAAUUAAGCCAAUGAAAGGCACAUGUUUAGAUAUGUGUCCAGAAAAAGAACGUCUACUACGUAUUGUUGGCAACAUGGUUUCACAUUUUGAAUGUAGAUCAAUAGAUUCAAAGUUAGAACCCGCUUUUGAAAUAAUGGUAAAAGCCUAUGCCAGAAGUUCGGCUGAUCAAGCUAAUCCUCUGUCGCAUGAAUUGAGACCAACGCCAGUGUUAGUGAAAACAAUGAACUACAUGCUUAAGAAUAUUAUACAGCCAAUAGAAUCUAAUACUGAACAGGAUUUGGCUAGUUGGUAUGACUUUUGUUGGGAUCGUUUACGUGCUAUACGCAAGGACAUUGUUCAACAAAACUUACAGAAUCCGGAAGUCAUAACUAUAUUAGAACAAAUUGGUCGGUUUCAUAUUGCAUGUUACGAUCUGAUGCUUGGUUACCCAGGUUUCGAUAUUAAGCUAAAUACAGAAAAUUUAAACAAUUGCAUUCAAAUGUUAAUGCCAAUGUAUAGAGAUGCCGAUCAUAAAUGCUCAAAUGAGCCAGAAUUUGUUUCCUAUGAAUUACUUAUGCAUUUAGGAAAUCCACAAUUUCAUACAGCAUAUGAUCUUUUACCUACACAUUUAAAGCAAACUCCACAAGUAAGAUUUUGUAACCAAGCACAUAUUACUUAUUUACAAUCUGGUGACUGUUUGGAAUUCUUUCGUUUAUUAAAAACCACAACAUUUAUGAAUUGUUGUAUACUAGAGAGAAUUAUACCUAGUGUUAGAUACAAUACAAUAAAAAUGAUGAAUUUGUCGUAUACUACUUUUAAAAGAACAUAUAAAUUAGAAAUAGAACACGUUGUCUCCAAGUUAUGUUUUGACGAUAUUGCAUCAGCAAAAGAAUUUUGUUCUGAAGUACAGUUAAAAUGUGACGGCUUUUUCGUAGAACUGUCACGUAAAAAAGAUUUAUGUGCUCCGGAAUAUAGAAAUAAAAAACAAGAAUCUAUUAUUAUUCAAAAGAGACAAAAUCUAACAUACUUAAUAUCUGGAAUGGAGCAACUGCCUAGUGUAAUUAUUGAUUCUAUACACUCAAGUUUUGAUGAUGAUGACUGUUUGAUUACGUACAAUGAAGAGGAUGAACAUAUUGACGUAGAUGACUCAGAUUCUGUAAUGGAAACAAAUUCGGUAUCAUCAUUUUCAAAAGACUUUUCUAUAAUAACUGAUCAAAGCCAAUUUCAAACAUUUAAAAUCCAAGAGGCUGAAACACCAACUUUUACUUUUAAAUUGCCUAAGCCUUCAGUAUCUCCUACUAUCCAAAAAUUGCCUGUUCAUUCAGAGGUUCCCUGGAAGCAACCUAGUAGACCAAGAACACUCUCAAAGCAAUACGAAGAUGAAUCAUCUAUUCACGGUAACUUAUCAGUGAAUAACGCUGAAACUAUAGAGAACAGUUCUAACCUUUUAGUAACGAUUCCAGAUGCAUUAACAAUAUCACCAACAUUAAAUUCACAAUGUUUACAGCCUAUUCAAUCACCAUUUAGAAGUUUUCAUUCAGAAAAAUUACUUUUUAAAAAAUUAACUGAAAGACAGAUAUAUUUAGCUAAAAAGUAUUUUAACAGAUGGCAAAAUUUUGUGGCACACAAAAAGGCAGAAAGUAUUGCUGAAGUGUUUUCUCAUAAUGAGUUGUUCCAUUAUACGGAAUGCAUUUCCUCUUUAUCUUCAUCACCAUCUUCAUUAUCCUCCUCGGUUUGUUAUACUAAUGAAAGUAUUUUACUUGAAGAACCUAAGGAGUGGACUGACAAACAAGUUAUUUUGGCUAAAAAGUAUUUUUAUUUAUGGUUGCGUAGAACUUUACGUAGAAGAAGAACAUUUGAAAUUGAUCCGGUUAACAGUUUACCAUGGUCAGUAUUUAUGCAAGUGCACGGUACACCAAAUGCAACACUUCAAAGCAUAACAUCCAAAUCUAAAAAAUUAAAUGAUGGUCAAAAAGGUUCCUAUUUAUUGAAUGAACAAUUUCUGCUGCAACAAUCCAAAUUAUUAAAUGAUAAUAUUAGUAUCAACAUUGCCGAUAUGUUUAUUAAAAAUAUAUUAAAUUCAGUUAAAAAUAGGUUGAUUGGAAAUAAAGUAUUUUGGAAGGUAGCAGUGAACUAUGGCACAUCGUCUAUGUUUAAUUGUUUGGAAGACAAAGUAAAAACUAUUAUUUAUGGGAAAAUAGGAUUUGGCCACUCCCAGGUGCAAGCCAUCUUCACUGAUUACUUCAAAUGGUUUAUUAAGUCAGUACAUAGCAGUGUUGGGUUACAAGACUGGACAAAAUGCGGAUUGAAUGCAGCUAUUGUUUUCACAGCUACAGAUAAAGAAGAUAUGGAAACACUUUUCAAACGUGUUGACUCAAUAUUACAAUCAACGCCUACAGCUAUACCUUUUGUUAUGAUAUUGUCUUCGAGCUCCAAUAAAAAAGAAAUAUUAAAUUAUAAAGCAAUUUUAGAUACUUAUAAGGAAAAUGACUAUAUAACCAACUAUUCAAUAUAUAUUUGGGAAGGUCCAAUGACAAUUUUAAAAGCAAUAGAAUUCUUUUCGAUUAAUUUUGUUGACACAGUACCAGGAAUGACUUCAGAAAAACUAUAUUACAGUUUAAUUAAUUUUGCCGAAUCUUUCUUUUUAAAAGUAAGACAUUUGAUUCCAGAAAGUAAUCCAAAUACUAUAAUUGAAAAAUAUAAUCAGAGUUUAAACGCCUACAUCAAACGUUUGGGAAAAAAUAAUGAUGUACUAAAAUAUUUGGCUCCCGAAUUUGUACCGCACUAUACGCAAGAACCUGAAAAAUUUUUAACAGCAAAUUCCAAUUUAAAUCUUGAGUAUUUUGAAAAUAUUUUAAAUUCAGCUCAUCUUCCACUAUACGAAUCAUGGCCACCACAAUGUGUUGAUGAUUUAGUAGAAUAUGUCAAGAAGAUGUGCCAUUUGACUAAUCGUAGGUGUUGGUAUUUAGACAUACUACAAAUGCUCCAGUUAGACCGAAAAAUCAAGCAUGAGAACUGUUUUUCAAAUGCUAGUUGGUACCAAGUAAUCGAAAUGUGGAUUCAAGGAGCAUUAGAAAAAUGUUCUUCUACACAUAAUCAUUUUUCAAUAUUGUACAAUAACAAUCCAAUCAAGGAUGUACUGAGUAUAAUUUUUCCUGAUAUAAAAAAUAUGUAUUGUGUUAAAUAGCUACUAACCUAGUCGCAUUAUAUGUUUAGUUUUUAUAAGAACAAUAAUAUUUAGUAAAAUAAUAUAAUUUAAACAUUUUGUAACAGCAAGAAUUAUAACACUUGAUUUUAUACAUUAUUUU
Molecule: messenger RNA, 3713 nt
Organism: Adelges cooleyi (spruce gall adelgid)
Lineage: Eukaryota; Metazoa; Arthropoda; Insecta; Hemiptera; Adelgidae
Gene: xmas
Product: protein xmas
Exons: 2
Coding region: 131-3592 (1153 amino acids)
Biological process (GO): mRNA export from nucleus
Cellular component (GO): cytoplasm; transcription export complex 2; nucleus
Source: RefSeq, a predicted model, not a curated record